Molecule: messenger RNA, 1166 nt
Organism: Linum tenue
Lineage: Eukaryota; Viridiplantae; Streptophyta; Magnoliopsida; Malpighiales; Linaceae
Source: the annotation of a GenBank genome assembly
UAAGAAGUUAAAAACUAAACUAUGCAUCAGACUAGACCUUAAAAAAAAAAGUUAUCAGAAUAUAAUAUCAGUGAAUCACAACUUCACAAGAACUGCCAUCUAGCCCUUUACCAUUGAAAUCACCGCAGCCGCCGGGAAACAAUGAACGAAUUGCCAGAAGAGUGCAUAGCUAAAGUGAUGUCAUACCUCGGCCCCCAACAGGCCUGCAGGUUAGCUUCCGUCUCAAGAACGUUCAGUUCAGCUUCCCAGUCGGACGUUCUCUGGGAAAGCUUCCUUCCAUCCGAUUACCGGUCGAUUAUCUCCCAGUCUUCAGAUCCAUCUCUUCUCUCGACUUCCGCCUCCAAGCAGCACCUCUUUCGCCGACUGUGCCAGCAACCAGUUCUGCUCGACCAGGGCAAAAAGAGUUGGGCGGUGGAGGCAGGGAGGGGGAAGAUAUCGAUGAUGGUGGGAGCCAGGGAUCUGGCGAUCACAUGGGGCGACACUCCCGCGUACUGGCGGUGGGAGACGGACCCGGAUUCGAGGUUCGCCGGAGGGGAAGUGGCGGCGCUUGAGCUUGUGUGGUGGUUGGAGAUCCGGGCCAAGAUCCAGACCCGGAGGCUGUCGCCGGGAACCACGUACGGGGCUUAUCUAGUGUUCAAAUUGAUGGGUGGGCACAUCGGGUUCGCGGGGCAACCCGUGAAAGUUGGGGUCGGGUUUGUGGGUGAUGAAGGCUCGGGCAAGGAAUCAGUCGCGAAUCUGGAUCCGGCGGCGGCUGGGGCUGGGGGGAGAUCGAGGAGAAAUCCUCCGGCCGGCGGCGGAAGUAGGGUGUUGGGUAUGGUACUCCGGUGGGUGACCAGGCCGAAGGUGGUGCAGCCGAGGAAAAGGGGAGACCGGUGGUGGGAGGUGAAGCUGGGAGAGUUUGAGAAUGGGGUGGCCGGCGGUGAAGAAGUUGAGGUUUCGGUCAAGGAAGUGGAGUCGGGUCAGGUCAAGCACGGGCUUGUAGUCCAUGGCAUAGAAUUCAGGCCGGAAUAGAACAAUUGAUCAUAAUUAUAAAGUUAUGUUUAGAGGUGGCAAUUAGGAUCCAAAUCCAUGAAUCCAAUCCAAUCCAUCCACCAAAUUAUCCACCUAAUCCAAUCCAUUUAAAUCCAAUCCAUUUGAUCCAAAUCCAAUUGGAUUGGUGGAUUCAU